AUGUCGACGGCGGUAGGGAACCUAUUCCCAGCCAUAUCGACGGUGGUAGGGAAUAUCGACAGGGAUCGCAACCCUCGUCGACCCAGUCCGCGUACGAGCUCGUGGCACAUGCCGCGAGGUGGUCAUGCCACUCGUCCGUGGGCGGAUACGAGUGGCGAGGCAAUGUGCCCGGGCCAAAAUCGUGCCAAGCCCGCCUCGCGAGUGCGGGAAGCUCCCAUCCCAUCGUCGUCCGUCACGGCCAAGGAGAACGCGGCGUUCUCGGCACGCAUGGCCGGAGACGGCCUCGUUGCGCCUUGCCCCCCGCCGGCGCCGUCGAGCUCUGCAGGCGCACCCAGCUAUCGCCGGUGUGCCGUCGUGCUCGCCUCGGACAAGGUCGGCGUGGCAAUGAUUCGACAGGAUGCCAAGCUCCCGGCUCCAACCGGAUCGACGCUCAUCAGCCAUCCACGGCAUCAUCUCGGUUGCUGCACCGCCGGCACGCAGGUGCCUGCUGGGCGUACACGUACAUGCUACGGAAGGUCGGCUUGGCAAUGA
Messenger RNA from Drechmeria coniospora, 531 nucleotides. RefSeq lists its product as uncharacterized. NCBI's taxonomy places the organism in Eukaryota, Fungi, Ascomycota, Sordariomycetes, Hypocreales, Ophiocordycipitaceae. Bases 1 to 531 code for a protein of 176 amino acids. The transcript has a single exon. The record is from RefSeq and is a predicted model, not a curated record.